CUCGCGGGGCGGGACUAGGCGGGUUGCGCGCGCAGAAAGCUAAAGUUGGGGGCGUUCAAGAUGGCUGCGGCCGUGUUCCCGGCCUUGCUGCGGCGCUGGAGGAUCGGCGUCCAGCCGGGCUGCGCGCUACGGCGGCUGAGCCAGACCCAAGGGCCUCCCAAUUAUCCCAGCUUCGUGGAGUCUGAGGAUGAAUACCAGUUUGUGGAACGCCUAUUACCCCCCACCCGCGUUCCAGAGCCCCCGAAGCAUGAACAUUAUCCUACUCCUAGUGGCUGGCAGCCCCCCAGAGACCCUCCACCCAACCUGCCUUACUUUGUGCGGCGCUCUCGGAUGCACAACCUCCCUGUCUAUACAGACAUCACACAUGGCAACCGUCAGAUGACUGUGAUCCGGAAGGUGGAGGGAGACAUUUGGGCCCUGCAGAAGGAUGUGGAAGACUUUCUGAGCCCACUGCUGGGGAAGACACCUAUCACCCAGUUUAAUAACAAUGCGCCAAGGACAGUGCUGGGUUGUAUAAAUAAACCCUCAUCCCUGAAAGAGUCCAGGCCACUCUCAAGUCUACAGCCUGAGCAAGAAAAUGGAGCCCAGCUCACUGAUGCUUUGACACCGUAUCUACCAAUUGUUAAUGCAAGCUUUUAUUUGGCUGUAUAUACAAUUCAAGCUAUUAAAAUUUGUACAAUAUUUACAAAUUAAAUAAUCAUCUGAAACUCUCCAGCAACUCACUUAACACAAAACCAAGGGGGAAAAGACAGGGACAGGCAGGCCGUGGCUCCCGUUCCCUGCCUGCCCAGAGCCUUUUCUGAACUGGAAAGACCAGGAGCCUGGCACUCCUGCUCCUCUUCCCUGGGGUCAAGCAUUCAAAUCCAAAGACAAAUUUUAAGCCCAAGAAAAUACAAGGAAGUCACUCCAAUUCUUUAAACUUCAGACAAGUUCUGUAAGUUGAGAAGUGGCCUUCCGAAGAUUCUGGGGCUUGCAGUGGUUCCGGAGCAGACACAAGCCCUCAGCCUGGAGUGAGGCUGGGCAGUGGCUGCUGGGUCAGAGCAGGGACAGUCUCGCUUUAGACAAGCUACAGGGAGAGGGGCCUUGUAGGCAGUGUCCCUCGGUGCUGCCCUCCUGCUUCUCUGCCCCCAGGCACUCCUUUCCCUGAGUUGUGUGGUUGCCAGUAAGACAUGGAAAUGUCACAGGGCAUAAGGGACACAGCCACCACCAGGAAGGGCUUCCAGGGAGUUUAGGGUAAAAAAUGGACACCGGUACCAGUCUUGGUGGGCCAGGGAGCAAGUUCCUGGCCUGCCCCCAGACCCGUGAGUCCUCACUUAGGAAUGGGAGCUAAUACUGUUCGGCACUGCAGUGUGACUCCACACACGCAAGUGGGGCUCAGAGGGCUUCUCAGAGGCUGUGCUGUUCUGCCUUCAAGGCCCCAGCAGAACACAGGGCUGCAGGGCUGGAGAAGGCUGGAACUGACUCAGGAUCCCCUUGGCUGCCCAAGGACUGUAAGGGCUGGAGUCAACUGGGGCCUUAGGCCUCUUUCCACUUGGCCUAGGGGAUGCCACCUCCUUUGUCUCAGAUGUGGGGGUUACUGCUCCCUGGUACAGAGAGGAGCUGGCACUUGGUGGCAGGACAUGUUCCAGCAAGGGCUGCUCGAGAGGGAGCAGGGGCCAGGCCUGGAGCAGUGUCAAUGGGCAACGGGGGAC
This is a messenger RNA of Eptesicus fuscus (big brown bat), 1691 nucleotides long. It is a transcript of the gene MRPL49, whose product is annotated as mitochondrial ribosomal protein L49. Bases 61 to 693 code for a protein of 210 amino acids. The transcript has 5 exons. Gene Ontology annotation, cellular component: ribosome; mitochondrial large ribosomal subunit. Gene Ontology annotation, molecular function: structural constituent of ribosome. Lineage: Eukaryota; Metazoa; Chordata; Mammalia; Chiroptera; Vespertilionidae. Gene Ontology annotation, biological process: translation. The record is from RefSeq and is a predicted model, not a curated record.